AUGCUGGGAGCAGGGGUCGCACCACCCCUGGACACCAUGGGUACGCAGCGCUCCCGCAAGAGCACAUGGACCCUGGAGGAUCCCACAGCCUUCGACGCCAUGCAGUACAUGCUGUACAAGGAGAGGGCCAUCGCUACAGCAGUCUGCAGUGUGUCCAAUCCAUUUGUGGUGCCGCUGGGCGAUGCGGCCGUGAACGUCGGCUUCGGGCUGGACCCACCCUGCAACCGCCUGGUGCGUCUUGCCGCGCUGGCCAGCCCCCCGCCAGAGGGUAAAGACGUUGGGUGGCGUGAGGCCCGCAAGAGGCUGGAGGACGACACCCUCAAGAGGCAUCGGCUCAAUCGGUUGGUGCUGGAAGGUGACGUGACAGCCAGCAGGAAGCUGCUCAAGGCUCGCCUCCUGCAGGUUGGGCUGGAGACGAGGCUGAGCAGGCUCCCCGGCAAGCCUGACUCACAGUUCGAGGCAUUGAGCACGGCGCUGUGGGGGAGCAAGGCGUUUGCGGGGACGCUGCGUGCGCUGUGCUUGGAGACCAUGGCGGAGCAGCCGGACGAGUUCCAGGCUUUCCUGGGACGGGACUUUGAGCCCUACCUAGCCCGCAUGGCGCUGCCUACGACGGCCGGCGACGAGCUCACACUGCGCGCUCUUUGCAGUCGUUUCGGCAUCCACAUCAGCGUCGUGACGGGGGAGUGUUACCAAUGGGUCCUGCACUACUCCCCACCCCGCACCCUGUCGAAGAGGGAGGUCUAUCUGGCAUGGUCCAACGGCACAUGGGCGCCAGUGAGUGACACCCUGCCCCCUCCAGAGGAUGCUAGGAUAGACAAGUACGUCGGCAUCGACCCGGGGCGCACCAAGAUGUUCGCUGCGGUGUAUGAACACGCUAAUGUGACAUCCUGCUCCUCUAAGGAGUUUCACUCCAUGUCGGGAUUCAAGCGGCGGCAAAAGACCAUCGCGAAGAGUCACGCCGAGGCCCCAGACUUUGUCAAGGAGUUGCACAAGUGCCCGACCCAUAAGACAGCCAGCACAGAGGUGCUUCUGUCGCAGGUCGCAUGGAUCCUCCCUAACCUGCGACGGGGCCUGGCCUGGCACAUGCACGGGAAGCCGUCCUGGAAGCUGCAGCACCAGGCCUACGUGGUCAUGCGUGAUCGACAAACUUCCCGCCCUCGUGGGUUUGGUUUCGUGACCUUUGAGAAGUCGGAGGUCGCAGAUGCUGUCGUCCAGGAGACCCACGUCGUGGAUGGGCGACAGAUCGAUGCCAAGAAGUCGGUACCCUUGGAGCAGAAGCCCAAGGCACGCAAGAUCUUUGUCGAGGCCUUCAAGAUCUACUUUGAGCAGUUUGGGGAGGUCGUGGAAGCCCAGAUCAUGCAAGAUCACAUGAGUGGACGGUCACGCGGCUUCGGCUUCGUGACCUUUGCGGAGGAUGUCUCCGCCGAGCGAGUUUUUGCGGCCGGCGCCAUGCACGAGCUGCGAGGAAAGCGCGUGGAGUACGUGCGGGUCUGCGAUGGCGUGGAGACGUGGACGGAGUUGUGGGACACGAAGCGGUGCGUCAACAAGGCCUGCAAGGUCAACAUUGUCAAUCGCGACGUGAAUGGAGCUGCCAACCUGCUCAUGCUGGUCAAGUGCUUUUCCCAGUCGCAUGCAGCGGCACAUGCAGUCCCCGACCCGCUCCAAGGCCGGCUGCAGGCGGCCGAGGAGGCUGCCCGCCGCCUGCAGGCGGACCUCGAGAGGGCCCAGUGGGAGCGCGACGACCUGGGUCGCAAGCUGGCUGCGCAGCAGUCUGCGCUGGCGGCGGCGGCUGCACAGGCCCCCGCCAUUCCCGCGGGCCACGUGGCGACAGCCGCAGCCUCCAUGGAGCUCCAGCGCCAGAUAGAUGCCCUGCGGCAGCAGCUGGCCUUCAAGUCGCAGGAGGUGGGGCUGCUGCGACUUGAGCGAGGGGGGUUUUAA
Molecule: messenger RNA, 1938 nt
Organism: Auxenochlorella protothecoides
Lineage: Eukaryota; Viridiplantae; Chlorophyta; Trebouxiophyceae; Chlorellales; Chlorellaceae
Product: Nuclear polyadenylated RNA-binding protein 4
Exons: 13
Coding region: 1-1938 (645 amino acids)
Molecular function (GO): RNA binding
Source: RefSeq, a predicted model, not a curated record